AUGUCUCUAAACGAAGAAUCAGCAAACCACAAAGACAAGGAGAAAAAGUCCAGGUGGAAGAUCUUCUCCUCAAAGGACAAAGAUAAGGGCAAGGACAAAGAAAAGCGCAGCAGCUUGGAGCCUCCAGCACCCGACGUGGAGGCAAACUCGGGCGAUUCUACCUAUGGCAGCAGUGAACCCAACAACUCCCUCACGACGGAGGCCGAGACGAGUGCCCCAAGGAGUGCCAACAAUACCAACGCGGAGAUCCAGAACCCCUCGUCGUAUACCAGCCCCACCAUUAGACGAGAGACUCACACGAAUCCCAACACUGGGCAGACAAUAACCACGACUACAACGACAACCACCACUACGACGGUUAGCAAUGCCAACGGGACUGUAUCAACGAUUGAAGAGCCUCGUCCGCCCUCCGAGCUGCCGACCGUAAGCAACCAGGAUUUGCCACGCACAGCCACCCCCAAGCAGCCAGACCAGCAGCCAGACCGAGAACCAACACCCCAGGACCAAACAAUGUUGACGCCAACGAGUCGACGACCGAGUGUCGAGACACCAGGACGUCGAGUUAUCCCUCCUCGUGAGCCAAUCCCCAUACGGAGCCCCGUCGAGAACGCCCCAAUCAUACCAGAACGCGAUGCAAGAAGAAAGUCGACCGAGGGCCAACCAAACAACACUGAAGGGCUCUACCCGGCUCCUCUCAGCAGUCCCAGGCCCCCCGUCAACUUUUCCCACCCGUCACCAAAGUCGACGAUACAGAAUCUCAAAUGCGCAGCUGCCGGUAUCCACGGCGCCGGCGAAACCCUCCGUGGAACACUCAACUCGACCGUCGACAAGCACUUUGGCUCAAACCCGCAAGCCAUGGAAAAGAACCAGGCCGCGAUCGAUAAAGGGCGGUACGAGGUUGAGAACAUGCGAUUCUUUCACCCCAAUGAAUACUGGCAGCAAGACCAUGAGAGCCGGCCGUACACGAAUGAAGCCCCCUUCUACCGCGUCUGGUUCACCUGCGUGGACCCCCUCACCCUGAUCCCAACCGUCUACGCGUUCAUCUACACACCCGAAUUCAUGCUCGAAGGUCUCAUCCCGCCCAGCAUGGCCGUCUACAACCCAAUCGAAGGUUUCUUCUAUCACCAGCUUUCAGCCCUCUACGCGUUCGUGGGCAUCAUGCUCGGUGGUGUCCUGCGUGUCACCUCUGAUAUCAAGGUGUGGAGGAUCAUUGUCGCGGGAGUCUUGCUCAUCGAUGUCUCGAUUCUGGCUAGCGUGUAUGUCAAUCUUCAACGGCAGGGUAGGCUUGAGAUGGAAAAGUGGCGUUGGCAGGAUUGGGGGAACAUCCUGUGGACGGGAGGAGUGGCUGUCAUUAGAGGUCUGUUCUUGGCUGGCUUUGGAGCUGGACGCAAGGGAAAGACAGCUUAA
This is a messenger RNA of Fusarium falciforme, 1407 nucleotides long. RefSeq lists its product as hypothetical. The record is from RefSeq and is a predicted model, not a curated record. The coding region runs from base 1 to 1407 and encodes 468 amino acids. Lineage: Eukaryota; Fungi; Ascomycota; Sordariomycetes; Hypocreales; Nectriaceae. The transcript is spliced from 3 exons.